This is a messenger RNA of Triplophysa rosa, 5820 nucleotides long. It is a transcript of the gene aspg, whose product is annotated as asparaginase homolog (S. cerevisiae). The record is from RefSeq and is a predicted model, not a curated record. Bases 200 to 2212 code for a protein of 670 amino acids. Gene Ontology annotation, biological process: amino acid metabolic process. Gene Ontology annotation, molecular function: asparaginase activity; protein binding. The transcript has 18 exons. NCBI's taxonomy places the organism in Eukaryota, Metazoa, Chordata, Actinopteri, Cypriniformes, Nemacheilidae.
CGUUUAAAGAUUUUUUUGCAUGUAUAUUAAACCUCGUAAUUAAAACAAAUUCAUUAUUCUGGUACACUAUACUAUACUAUAAUAUUAUAUAAUAUAAGCAUCCUCAUUUCCAGCCACGUUUCAGUGUUGAUAGGAUAGGCGCUGUCUCUUUAAGAAACACAGUGGGUAUUAGUGUAGCUAGUAAAGAGACGAGUCAGAUAUGGCGGAAUGUAAGCGUACUACCUCGGCUCCGUCCUCAGCAAGCACAACCUCGCUGGGUCGAGCCCUGUCCCACAGCAGGUUAAAUCAACUUGAUCAGUCCGAUGCGUUUCAGUCACAGACGUCUCUUAGCCGGGGCACCAUGGGUCAGGGUCGCAGGAGGAGGAAAUCGAGCACCACCAGUCUAGAGUCUCUGGAUAUUAGUCCCAGUGCAGAAGCAAGGGUCCUGGUCAUAAACACCGGCGGAACUAUCGGAAUGACGUACCACAAUAACGUGCUGUCUCCAGAACCAAGCGCUCUAGUCAAAACUCUACGCAAGCUUCCCAUUCUGCAUGAUGAGCAGUAUGCACAACAAACAAGACUGUACGACUACUACGAGCCUCCGGAGAACACACUGGUGCUGCCAUUGUCCAAACAGAAUAAGAGGAUAGUGUAUACGGUUUUAGAGUACUCUCCUCUGCUGGACUCCUGCAAUAUGACCACAGAUGAUUGGGCUACUAUUGGAAAAGACAUUGAGAAACACUACGAGAAAUACGAUGGCUUUGUUGUCCUGCACGGUACAGACACCAUGGCAUACACGGCUUCUGCUUUGUCCUUCAUGUGCGAGAACCUGGGAAAGCCUGUCAUCCUCACUGGCUCACAGGUGCCUAUUUAUGAAAUGAGAAACGAUGGUAGGGACAACCUCUUGGGGGCGCUGUUGAUAGCAGGACAGUUUGUCAUUCCAGAGGUUUGCCUCUACUUUCAUCAUAAACUCUACAGAGGUAACCGUGUCACCAAAGUGGAUGCUGGAAGCUUUAACGCGUUUAGCUCUCCAAACCUGCCGCCAUUGGCCAAUGCUGAAGUUGACAUCAAAAUUAACUGGGAUACUGUAUGGCGAGCCAACACAACCUCCAAAUUCACCGUCAGCACACAGAUGAAUCGUAACGUGGGUCUCCUGCGUAUUUUCCCAGGAAUCACUGCUGAAACAGUCAGGGCCUUCUUACAGCCUCCUAUGGAGGGAAUAGUCCUGGAAACGUACGGCAGUGGUAAUGCUCCUGACAACCGUGCAGACCUGCUGGAGGAGAUCCGAAAAGCCACAGAGAGAGAACUUAUUAUGGUGAACUGCACCCAGUGUCUAAGGGGCUCCGUCACAACCUCGUACGCCACUGGCAAGGCUCUGAGUGAUGCAGGUUUGGUCGCUGGGUGUGAUAUGACCCCAGAAGCUGCUCUUUCAAAACUUUCCUAUGUGCUGGCAAGAAAAGAUCUUAGCACGCUAGAAAAAAAGAAGAUGCUGAGCCGCAAUCUGCGUGGUGAGAUGAUAGCUGACCUGGAUGGGGCAAAGCUUUCUCUCAGCGACAGUCGCUUUAUUCAAGUUAUUGCCAAGUCCCUCAGCAUUAGCUGUAAAGAGGAGCUUGAAGCCAUCCGGGAUGCCCUAACACCCACAUUGGCCUGCGCUGCUGCUAAGAUUGGAGACAUCGAGGCGUUAGAGGCAAUAAAAGAAAUGGGCACUGACUUGAGCAUGGGCGAUUAUGAUGGCCGUACCCCUCUCCACAUCGCCGCAUGUGAAGGGCAUCUGAAAGUGGUGCAGUAUCUUUUGGGUCAGGGGGCUACCGUCUACGCCAAAGAUCGCUAUGGCGAUACACCCCUCAGCAAUGCCGUUCGCUUCAGUCAUAAGGACGUGGUGAAACUGCUCAGGAAGACUGGAGCUCACUUCUCCCGUGAGGAAAUGGAGGAUGCUGGCACCAAGAUGUGCAGUCUUGCGGCCAGUGCAGACUUGGAGGGAUUGGAGCUUUGGCACUUAGCUGGAGUUGAUUUAACCACGUCCAGUUAUGAUGGACAGACACCUAUUGAUGUGGCGAGAGCCUCUGGGCUUGAGGAGGUGGUUGAUUUCCUACAACAGGCUGCUCAGUACCGAACUCAGUACUCUUCACUUUUUUCACAUCAGGCAGAUGAGGGUGAUGAGCCUGUAUUUGAGGAGAAUGAGGAAGAGAAUGGCGAGUUUAUCGAGUUCACUGCUGGUCCAACAAGAUCCUAAGGAGGCCACCCUGCUAGCUGUCACACAUUUGCUAUCAUUAUCAUUUCUUAAAUUUCUUAUAUUAGGUUUUCUCAUUUAAUCUUAAUCUACAGCUACAAAUAAGCACAAAUCAUGCUAUGUUUUAAUCCAUCCAUUUUUUGAAGAGCCUCACUGUCAGCCCUCAGAUUUGAAUGUAUUGUGAUGUUAAUAGUGAAUCAUAAAUGUAUUUCUGUGCAAGCACAUUUUGUCAGGGAACUUUACAGUACUGGACACUGUAAUUUAGAAAGUAUUGAUGUAUUUUCUAAAACCAGAAUGAAAGUGGAUUUAGAAAAUGUACAAAUGUCUAAAAAGUGCUCAAUGUUCCUAGUUUGUCCCCCUUAAGUCAUUCAACGAUAACAUCAUUUGUUACCGUCUGCACUUGGUUGUUCUGACUGGCCACCAUUAUAUUAUUAUUUUUUUCAAAUGUGUGUGGCUCAGGUUAAUUUGUAUACAGUUUGAAACUUUAUUCAUGUUUAAUGUGUUAAUCCACUUGUCUUUAUAUACACACUUUUUUCAGUAUUACCUAUGCUGACAACUUGAUGUGAAUGCAUUUUUAAUCAUAUACAGUAGUCGUGGCAGUAAAGUGUAGAAAUGUCCCUAAGUGCUGUAUUUAAAGAGAUGCUGUAAAAUCAAACAAAGAAGUGACUAUCAAAAACAAAAAGUGUUUGUUCACCAAAAUGGAUUAUAAAUGUAUGAAUGCGAGUUGUUUUUCUUUGUUCCUUAUUGUUGUCAUUUAGUAAGGAGAAGUUACCUAUAAGGUUUUAUAGAUGCAUCUUAAAUUGUAGCAAUACAAAUACAACAGCUUGUCUUUAUGUUCUUAUGCAAGUUGUCAGCACAUGCCAGUGUUCUGUUUGUAAUAAACAUGUGUUGCUCAAAAUAAAAAAAUUGUCACGCAAAGAAAAACUAAAGUUAUUGCCAAACAUUCUGUUUCUACAUUAUUAACAUUAUUUUUAUAUUAUAAAGUUGCAUUAUAAAGUCAUAUUGUGCCGUUGUUGCCAAAUGUAUAAAGUUGUUUUAAAAUGUUGUUACAAUCAAGAAAAUGAAUAGUUUGAUGUGUUAAGCAAAACGAAAAGGUUUCAUGAAAAUUUUGACUUAAUUCACAUACCCAUCUAAGGUAAAACGGAUGACAAUUCUUAAAUGACUCCUGUGAUUAAGUAACCUUCGAUUCUUCCACCCUCUUUUGAUCAUAAUACUUUGUAUACUCAUGUCUAUGGAAUGCUAUACAGUUUUACAUAUUUUUGGUUUCAUAUGAUACCAAACAGUGGCCCCAAGUCUUUGGAUACUUAAGCUACACCGAAAAAUUUGAAAUGACUUUUAAAUGCAGUAAACUUUUUAAACAUUUUACAAAAUUACAUUUGGUUAAUGCAACAAUAGACAAGUGGUAAUAGUAAAUUAGUUGUCAAACAUAUGAGCUACACGUGCUUCUGUUAGCACACCUGUGUGAGGCAAAGGUGUAGGCUAAUCAUUUAUAGCAAUAGAAACAAGUGGAUUAAAAAUAGUUAAACACUGCAGAUUUAUAAAAGAUAGUGAACUUUAAGGACAAUAAAUGAAUGAGUUAAAACACGUGUAAGAUGCUGAUUGCUCUUUCCUGCCCCGGCAACCCAGAAAAUCCAGUCGGACCUGCAGAGUCGCCAUUCCAGUCUGAAUGAAAAGACCAGUGUGAAUUGUACACGUACCAAGAAGUAUAAAAGGAACACCGCACAUCCAUGAAAGUGUAUAGAUGAGACGAGGACACUUCCAAAGAACCACCUAGCAAGAUUUUUCUUUAUUUCCUUGUUCUGGGACGCAUAUUUUGGAUGGAUGACAUGAAAAGCCGGUGCUCCACAUGCUGUUUGGUUAUGAAGAGGUUUCUUUCUAAGGAGGAGAUACUUUUCCAAAAGUUGUAUGGCGCAGGCUUCGAUAAGAGGUCGUGUAAAUGUGACGCUUUCUUGCAAUCUUUGCGUCGCGUUCAGUAAGAUGCCGCAUUAAGUUCUCGGUUAUUUGACGCGCCUCGUGCCGUUCAGUGCUAUUCGGUACUGCUGUUUAAAGCGCAAGAGCUUGUGAAUGAUCUUGAUUCAGCUAAAGAGAAGGACCUGCACGUUUUAGGAUAUCAUCGAGUCUGGUCUUCAUUCGGUCUCUCUGGUGAAGUGGUUCUUAACAGUUCAACAGUUCUAUCUCAAAAUUGUGAAAUGUUUAGGACCACUUGAUCAGGGAGACAUUGCCAUUGGUUGUGGGACAAGAUGAGACGACAACACUGAUUCAAGUUGACCCUAUAUAUGUUUACAUUAUAAAUCACAUUGAAUAGGCUAUUUAACAGAGGGGGAGCAACAUUGUUUGACUUCAUUUGGUCAAUUAAAUUUUUGUUAAGGGGUUUGUUUAUUUAUUUGGCGACCUGUCUUGAUGUGCUUAAAGUGUAAUGAUUCUGACAUUUCUCAUUCUUUUUUUUUCAGUUUCAAUGUUAGGUAAAAUAGCCUAAGCCAUAUCCAUCUGGGUGUCAUAUUUCUUUGAGAAAAUCUACACAAACUGUUUUAAAGAGUUGGCAGAAUAGUACUUGUUUGUACACAACAUCAGCAGAGUGAGGCAUUUUACAGUGACUGGUUGAAAAAAUAGGAUGUGAUCUGAAAGUAACUUGACAUGUUUGUACAUUUUAUAUAUUUGAAACUAAGGAACCACUAACAGUGUGAAUUAUAUUGUGAUAGUCUCUUUAAAAAUAAAAUAAAGUUAUACAAAACUACCUAGAUGUUGGCCCAUUUUCUUUCAGCCUAAAAUGGGUCACUUUAUAAACUUAAAUAAAUACAGUAUUUUGUUCCUUUAAAUAGGCUACAGUUGUUUUAAUGACAUCUAAUCUAAGUAAAGGUUUACUGUAGUUAUGUCAUAUUUAUAUUACAUGAAUCCAGUAUUCAGAAGCUUGCACAUUCUCUAAGACACUCAAAUGCACUACUUUAGUUGAAUGACUACUAUUGUUAGUAAAAAUAUAAAAAUACAACUAUUGAAUAAAUAUUGAUAUAAAGACAUUAAAAUUAUUUCAUUUUAAGAAUAUUUUUUAAAAAUGCUUCAUAAAAUUGCUAGACAGAAUGAUAUCAGACUGUCUUACAAGCACAUUCACUGGUGGUCAAUGAUAACAAUUUGUUUAUAAGAGGUUUAGUGAGAGGUUUUAAAGGUUACAGUAUGUAUGUCUAUGUUUGUGUUCAUGAAUUGUUCAUAUUCUAACACCAGCAAAUCCUCACAUCUCUCACAACACAACCCCCAGUAACACAUUUUAAUACAUAUUUUGUAAUAGGCCUACCAAACACAUUUCUUAAGAGAUAGGCUGAUUGUAACAACUGAAAAGGGUAUUUGACGGCUUUGCUGCAUAGAUUCACAUUCAAUUUUUAAUUUACGCAUGAGCCUGUUUUACUUGCAAAAACCGGAUGUUGACUCGGAGAUUUUGUUUGAUUUUAAAAUAGACUUGACAAAAGUAUGAAAAAUGAGUAAAUAUGAAUACUAUAUGAAUACUUGUAUGUGCAGAUAGAUGGGUCCUUUUCUCGUUAAAAGUUUCAGUCUUUCUCUCUUAUGCCCCCUUGUGUUUCCUUCUGUCAAUGUUUAGCUCUUAUUAAAUGUUUUGACGUGUC